ACCUUGUAUGCAGGCAGCAGCUUCUUUGUGCCAUUCCUUGUUCAAGAACACCACCAUUUUAUUCUCCAACAUGAUUGGGCCAACUGAGCAGGUUGCUUUGUAUGACCACCCCAUUCUCUACAUUGCCCCAAGCAUCUAUGGUCAACCAUAUGCACUGACUAUUCAUUACCAGAGUUACAUGAACAUUGUUAAGCUAAUCUUAGCAAUAGAUGAAGCACAGUUUCCAGAUGUCGAUGGUCUUUUAGAGGAUUUUGUCGAGUCUCUGAGGCUAAUUCGAGAGGCAGCUUUAGGAAAACCACGUAUUGUAGAAGAGUGUUCCCAGGAAGAACAUGGACAUGGAGAGGCAUGAAUGCAUGACUACAUAAAGUGUCCAAAGGUCCUGAGCCUUAUUUUAUUAAUAAAAGUAGUGUUUAUGGAGAUAAUCUCA
Molecule: messenger RNA, 427 nt
Organism: Hordeum vulgare subsp. vulgare (domesticated barley)
Lineage: Eukaryota; Viridiplantae; Streptophyta; Magnoliopsida; Poales; Poaceae
Product: wax ester synthase/diacylglycerol acyltransferase 6-like
Exons: 2
Coding region: 8-349 (113 amino acids)
Biological process (GO): triglyceride biosynthetic process
Cellular component (GO): plasma membrane
Molecular function (GO): long-chain-alcohol O-fatty-acyltransferase activity; diacylglycerol O-acyltransferase activity
Source: RefSeq, a predicted model, not a curated record